AUGUCAUCCAAUGUCCUUGUCUUUGGUGCUAAUGGUUACAUUGGUUAUGGUAUAGCUUCAGGCCUUCGUCGUUCUGGUUUUCAUGUCUAUGGUGUCAUUCGUAAUGGUCGGCAUUCAGCAUUACUUGUUCAAAAUGAAAUUGAACCGAUUGUUAUUGAAUCAUUUGAAAAAGUCGAUGCUAUUGCAGAUCAGCUUGGAAAAUGUUCUAUUAUUGUUGAUGCUGUUGGUUUUACAAAAUCCUUAUCUGAAAUAAUACUUAAAGCAGUAGUUUCAGCUGGUAAACAACGAACGCAAGAUGGAAAACUUGCACAUUAUGCUCCACUUUUUAUUUUUACAUCAGGCAUUAUGACAUAUGGUGAUACAUCAGUGUAUGGAUUACGUCCACUCGACGAAACAAUUAAACCAAAUCCUCAAACAAUGGAAAUGAAAGCUCGUGAAGAACAUGAAAAUCUUGUUCUUGCUACAUCAUCAAGUAUUGUUCAUACGACUGUUAUUCGGCCAGGCUUCGUUUAUGGUAGUCAUGGUGGUUUUGUUGCUGAUCUUUUCUACUCAGAAAAGCCAGCUGUUAUUCAUGGACGACGUGAUAAACGAUGGAGUUGGAUACAUAUUGAUGAUUUAGCUGAAGGAUAUGUUCUCGUCGCACGAGCAUCACGUUCACUUGUAUCUGGGCAAAUAUGGAAUUUAGCAGCACCUAACGAUAAUCCAACAUAUGAAGAAGUAAGAUCAAAUAUGGCUCGUGUUAGUGGACAACAAAUAGAAUAUAAAGAAGCAUCAAGCAGUGAUAGAACACCUCCUCGUUGGGAUACAGAUUCAAUCAUUAAUCCAUCGAAGGCUAUAGAACAACUAGGUUGGCGACCAAAGCAUGUCGGUUAUAUACAAGAAAUUGAAACAUAUUAUAAAUCAUGGGCUGCAUAUAAACAACAGCAAUAG
Molecule: messenger RNA, 930 nt
Organism: Rotaria socialis
Lineage: Eukaryota; Metazoa; Rotifera; Eurotatoria; Philodinida; Philodinidae
Source: the annotation of a GenBank genome assembly